AUUAAUAAUAAUAAUAAAAGAAUUUUGCUUAAGAACGGAGCAUUAAGCGCCGAGUUGUCUUCCUCUUCCUCUUCUUCUUCCUCUUCUCGUUUCUAGCUUCCUGGUAAAAGGAGAUUUCUUCUAUUAGCAUUUAUCCCUUUUUUUUGCUUUGCUUUUUUUUUUUUUCUUCGCACAUGUUGUUUAUAUUUUAGGCUAGAUUUGUUUUUUCUUUUUCAUUUUUUUCCCCUUGAAAUCUUCAGUGAAUGAUCUUUCACCUACCUUACGUUACCUUCUGAACUUGUGAUUUCUCUCUCUUACAGGCACUUAAAACCAAAUUUCUAUUUCUCUCUCUCUCUCUCUCUCUCCAUUUCUCUCUCAGCUUUGUUUUUCCUUCAUUAGUGUUUGUUCAUACAGUGCUUCAUUUCCUUUGGUCUCAAGCAGAAGAAGCGUUUUCAAGAUUUUCUCCCAUUUGGGUGUUUUUCUCAGGCUAUCUUCUUGCAUUUUUCUCAUCUGGGUAUUUCUUCAAACACUUGAACUGUUAACUUCUUGGUUGUUCUAUCUCUGAUCUUGGUACCGUUCUGUUGAGCUUCAUUUCUUAUCUGAACUUUUUGUAAGAACUUGCAUUUCUAAUCUGGGAUUUAUUAUUUUGUGUUCAGUAUUUUAUGGGAUCUGUGAGUCUUGUAUGAUUGAGCUAGCAUAUUAUUGGUGAUGAGUAAUUCCAAAUCAGAGUCUCCUGAUUGUUGCUACACAGUAUCUCCUUCUUCUAUAGCUUCAACUGAACUGAAGCUAUAUCAAGCUUUCAUCUUCUCUGUGCCUAUUUUUUUCACUUUCGUUCUCCUUUUCUUGUUCUACUUGUUCUAUCUUCGCCGUAGAAGAGUCGAUUGGGCCUCUCUUCGAAUGCGAGCUAAUUUACGAGACAGCAAUGAUAUCUUUAGACAGGCUGAAUUGGGCUUGAAGAAGGAGCUGAGGGAGAUGUUGCCCAUUAUAGUGUAUAAGGAGAGCUUUUCUGUCAAAGACACACAAUGCCCAGUAUGCUUAGGGGACUACGAAGCAGAGGAUAGGCUUCAACAGAUACCUGCAUGUGGCCACACAUUUCACAUGGAGUGCAUUGACCAAUGGCUUGCCAAUCAUGUUACCUGUCCUCUCUGCCGCCUUUCUCUCAUUGAAUCUGCUAAAGUUCCAAGUGCAUUACCUAAUAAUCAAGCAGAAAUUGGUCAGGAUUCUUCUGCAGCAGGGAAUACUGAUGAAACAUCAGUUCUAUCAGGGCCAACAGAGUCUUUUGGUGAAUCACAAUAUUUCAGAGCUGUUCAUAACAGCUCUGAGGAAGAGGAAAGAAGAUCUGAAUGUGCUGAUGUGGGGAGAGAAUCAGGAGGUGCAAGCAAUGAACCUGAAGAGCAUGAGAACAUCAGAAGACCUUUUGUUGAAUCCCAAGCAUGAACUCAGACAGUGGAGCCAAAACUGUGUUCACCAACCAACCCAUCUUUUAUCCUGCUAAGUGUGAAGAAGUUUUCCAUAAAACCUUCCAAAAGAUGAGAUGUUCACAUUCCAGUUGCAGUUGUGAGGUCCUUGGAGAAGGGGGAAUAAUCAUAUUCAACUGGAUGACACAUUUGGAGACAUUGGUAUGAGAGAAUCAAUCUUUGAUGAGGAUUUCAUUUAUGUCUCAGUGCUAAUAAUAUAGAAUGGCCAUUAUUAGGUGCCAUUGUAUUGCAAAUAGUUGCUGUAAUUUAGCUGUGGCUUGUGCAUGAUGUAGGUGAGGAAUAGAAUUGAUAGAGAAUGAGAGAAAUCAGAGUUUACUGGAAAAUGUUGUUUUGACAAUUUGGCAGUAGUUGGCUGGUGAUAAGAAUCCUCUAAUGUUUCCUGUUGCACUGUAAUUUACAAAUGUCGAAUAGUUGUGUUUGGAAUAA
Messenger RNA from Manihot esculenta (cassava), 1883 nucleotides. Its product is annotated as RING-H2 finger protein ATL7. The coding region runs from base 688 to 1416 and encodes 242 amino acids. Lineage: Eukaryota; Viridiplantae; Streptophyta; Magnoliopsida; Malpighiales; Euphorbiaceae. The transcript is spliced from 4 exons. The record is from RefSeq and is a predicted model, not a curated record.